GUCGGCUCCGGGAGCCGUGACGAGUCCGGAAGCGGCUGCGCGCGCCCCGCGGCGUCAGAACUAGUUUGGUUCCUGGACCUGCGGACUGGACUGGACCCCCCACCCCCGCCACCGCACCUUGGGACGGAGCCCCGGGCAGGACCCCCACGGCCGCCUCCCGCGCCGCAGCCAUGUCCAGCAACAGCUUCGCUUACAAUGACCAGUCCGGAGGCGGGGAGGCGACGGAGCUGGGGCAGGAGGCGACCUCGACCAUGUCCUCCUCGGGCGCCUUCGGCCUCUUUAGCAGCGACAUGAAGAAAAAUGAAGAUCUAAAGCAAAUGUUGGAAAGCAAUAAAGAUUCUGCUAAAUUGGAUGCUAUGAAACGAAUUGUUGGGAUGAUUGCAAAAGGGAAAAAUGCAUCUGAACUGUUUCCUGCUGUUGUGAAGAAUGUGGCGAGUAAAAAUAUUGAGAUCAAGAAGUUAGUAUAUGUUUAUCUGGUUCGAUAUGCAGAAGAACAGCAGGAUCUGGCUCUCCUGUCCAUAAGCACUUUCCAGCGAGCUCUGAAGGACCCAAAUCAACUAAUUCGUGCAAGUGCUCUGAGAGUUCUGUCAAGUAUUAGAGUGCCAAUCAUUGUACCUAUUAUGAUGCUUGCUAUUAAGGAAGCUUCUGCUGAUUUGUCACCUUACGUUAGGAAGAACGCAGCUCAUGCAAUACAGAAAUUGUACAGCCUUGAUCCAGAGCAGAAAGAAAUGUUAAUUGAAGUAAUUGAAAAACUCUUGAAGGAUAAAAGCACACUGGUUGCUGGUAGUGUUGUGAUGGCCUUUGAAGAAGUCUGCCCAGAUAGAAUAGAUCUGAUCCACAGGAAUUACCGCAAGUUAUGUAAUUUACUGAUUGAUGUUGAAGAGUGGGGACAGGUUGUCAUUAUCCACAUGCUCACGCGCUAUGCUCGUACACAGUUUGUCAGUCCUUGGAAAGAGGAUGAUGGCUUGGAGGACAAAGAAAAGGAUUUUUAUGAAUCUGAUGAUGAAGAGAAGGAAAUGACUGACAAAAAGAAGAAGCCAUAUAUUAUGGAUCCAGACCAUAGACUUUUAAUUAGAAAUACUAAACCUUUGCUUCAGAGCAGGAAUGCAGCGGUGGUCAUGGCAGUUGCUCAGCUAUAUUGGCACAUAGCACCAAAAUCCGAAGCCAGUAUUAUUUCUAAAUCACUAGUGCGUUUACUUCGCAGCAAUCGGGAAGUACAGUACAUUGUCCUACAGAAUAUAGCAACUAUGUCAAUUCAAAGAAAGGGUAUGUUUGAACCAUAUCUGAAGAGUUUCUACGUUAGGUCCACAGAUCCAACUAUGAUCAAAACGCUUAAGCUUGAAAUUUUGACAAACUUGGCAAAUGAAACCAACAUAUCAACUCUUCUUCGAGAAUUUCAGACCUAUGUGAAGAGCCAGGAUAAACUCUUUGCCGCAGCCACUAUUCAAACCAUAGGCCGCUGUGCAACGAACAUCUCAGAGGUCUCUGACACUUGCCUCAAUGGCCUGGUGUGCUUGCUCUCCAACAGGGAUGAAAUAGUUGUCGCAGAAAGUGUGGUUGUUAUUAAAAAAUUACUACAGAUGCAGCCUACACAGCAUGGUGAAAUUAUUAAACAUAUGGCCAAACUCUUGGACAGUAUUUCUGUUCCUGUGGCUCGAGCAAGUAUUCUUUGGCUAAUUGGAGAGAACUGUGAACGAGUCCCUAAAAUUGCCCCUGAUGUGUUGAGGAAAAUGGCUAAAAGUUUCACUAGUGAAGAUGACCUGGUAAAACUGCAGAUUUUAAACUUGGGAGCAAAAUUGUAUUUAACCAACUCCAAACAGACAAAAUUGCUUACCCAGUACAUAUUAAAUCUCGGCAAGUAUGAUCAAAACUACGACAUCAGAGACCGUACAAGAUUUAUUAGGCAGCUUAUUGUUCCGAAUGAGAAGAGCGGAGCUUUAAGUAAAUAUGCCAAAAAAAUAUUCCUGGCGCAGAAACCUGCACCGCUGCUUGAAUCUCCUUUUAAAGAUAGAGAUCAUUUCCAACUUGGCACUUUAUCUCAUACUCUGAACACUAAAGCUACGGGAUACCUGGAAUUAUCUAAUUGGCCAGAGGUGGCGCCUGACCCGUCAGUUCGAAAUGUAGAAGUCAUCGAGUUGGCCAAAGAAUGGACUCCAGCAAUAGGAAAAGCAAAUAAAGAAGACCCUGUUAAGAAAUUUUACUCUGACUCUGAGGAGGAAGAGGAUUCUUCCGAGAGCAGCGGUGACAGCGAGAGUGAAUCUGGGAGUGAAAGUGGAGAGCAGGAGGAGGAAGGCGACAGCAGAGACAGCAGCGAGGACUCCUCCAGCGAGUCCGGGAGUGAGAGUGCCAGCGAAUCCGAAGGAGAAAACAAGGGGUCAUCCAAGAGAAAUUCCAAGGCCAAAGGGCAGAGUGAUUUUGAAGAUGGAAAAAAGGAAAGUGACAAAUCAAAAAGUUCGGAUUCCUCCAGUGCGGAAUCUAGUUCAGAAGAUAGUUCUUCGGAUUCUGAAUCAGAAUCUGAGUCUGAAAGUGAAACUGAAUCCAGAAAUGUCAAUAAGGAGAAAGACAAGAAAAGAGAUCAAGAUAAAAAAGUUGUGUCACUUCUAGAUUUAGAUGAUUUUAACCCAGUGUCCACUCCAGUUGCGCUUCCUACAACAGCCCUUUCUCCGAGCUUGAUAGCUGAUCUGGAAGGCUUAAAUUUGUCAACUUCUUCAUCAGUCAUCAGUGUCAGCACGCCUGUGUUUGUGCCGAUGAAGACGCACGUGCUCCUUCACCGAAUGAGUGGAAAAGGACUAGCAGCCCAUUAUUUCUUUCCCAGACAACCUUGCAUCUUCGGCGAUAAGAUGGUCUCUGUUCAAAUCACAUUAAAUAAUACCUCUGAUCGGAAGGUAGAAAAUAUCCACAUAGGGGAGAAAAAACUUCCUACAGGCAUGCAGAUGCAUGUUUUUGAGCCAAUAGAAUCUCUUGAGCCUGAGGGAUCCAUUACCGUUUCAAUGGGUAUUGACUUCUGUGAUUCCACUCAGACUGCCAGUUUCCAGUUAUGUACGAAGGAUGACAGCUUCAUUGUCAAUAUCCAGCCACCUGUUGGAGAACUGCUGCUACCUGUGGCCAUGUCCGAGAAAGAUUUCAAGAAGGAGCAAGGAAUGCUUUUAGGAAUGAAUGAAACUUCUACAGUGAUUAUUGCUGCACCACAGAAUUUCACAUCCUCUGUGAUCCUUCAGAAAGUUGUAAAUGUUGCCAAUGUAGGUGUAGUUCCUUCUGGCCAAGAUAAUAUUCACAGGUUUGCAGCUAAGACGGUGCACAGUGGGUCACUGAUGCUAGUCACCGUGGAACUGAAGGAAGGCUCUACCGCACAGCUUAUCAUAAACACCGAGAAAACCGUGAUUGGUUCUGUUCUGCUGCGAGAGCUGAAGCCUGUCCUGUCCCAGGGGUAACCUGCUUACAUCUGGACUUCAGAAUCUGGCACACAACAAAAGUGCCUGGCAUCCACUACUGCUGCCUUUCAUUUAUAAUAAUAGCCCUUCCAUCUGGCAGUGGGAAAGAAUACACUCUUGACAUUCUUGUCUUCUGCUUUAGAAUGCUGGUGUGUAUCUAUCAUGUAUGCAGUACUUUCUCCCUUUUUCGCUUUGCUAACCAAAGAACAUAUAUUUUAACUGUCAGUUAUCUCAACUCUCGAAUCCAUGUGGCAUUUUCCCUGUCCUGCUCCUUCUUCUGGCCUUCUCUACUUUCUCCUCUUUUUCAGCAAUGAUGGACGUGAAUUGGAUGUUUAAAGUACACUGGAAAUCAUCUUUCCUCCCUCUGUAGCAGAAAUUAGCCUAGAAAGAGUCGAAAUGGCCUCUCAGCUUGGUAUGUGAAAUGGAAUAGCAUACUUUUAGAAUUAUAUGCAAAAAAUGACAAGAUUUCUGGGGAAAUGCAGUCUGUGAAUUUCCUGGCAUUAUGAUUGGUUAUUGACAGCUAUCAUCAUGAAAUUAUCUCAAUAAGAAGAAAAAUAAACAUGACUAUGAAUAGCAUUUGUCUUGCCAUUUUUAAUGAGAAACUGUUUAUAAUCCUGAAGUUCACAUGCUGAGCCUUCAUUAUUCUAAAGUAAAUACUUAGGAUAUUUAUAUUACACAGGGACAGAAUGGAGUGUAGUCAGUAAAAGACAGAUCCUUUAAAACCAGGUAGAUUUUUCUCACUGUGAUAUAGGUAGUUAACUCCAAGGGCAAAAGUCAAAUGUUAAAAAGAGAAAAGCUGCCAUAUUGCAAAAUAAAAUAUCUCUUUUCAGGUAAUAACAUAUUAGUAGAGCUCUGAUUUCAGGAUCCAGUAGACCUCCUGAAUACAUUCUUUCAAUCUUCUUGUCUGUUUAUAAAUCUAGAUGCUCAAUUUUCAAUAAUUGAAAGGCCUUUGGAAACUAGUAUAAACUUAGUGAUAGAGCAUGUGGCUUGCCUGUUACUGACACCACGUGGUCCCCAAACACCUGCCUAUGAGUAACCUCUCAAGCACUGCAAGGUGUGUCCCAAAAAAGAAAAAAAAAACUUUUAACUGUAGACACUUUAUUUCAUCCUCCCUGUUGCUGUUGGUUUGAGGGCGACACCCAGCAGUGCUCAGGGCUUACUCCUAAGCUACACUCUGAGAUCACUCCUGGUGGGGUUGGAGGAGCAUAGGGGUGCCAAGGAUUUGCCUCAUGCAAGGCAGGCUCCCUACCUGCUGUACCGUCACUCCAACCUCUAUUUUAUCCGUUUGCCCCUUUUUUGAUAGUCCCACCGUGGUGCUUUCCUGCUGAUGCCAGGGAUCAAGUCCAGGCCUGCCUCGUGCACAGCGUGCGCUCCAGCCCGAACUGUAGAAAUUUUAGGAAGUGGUUAAGGGGCUGGAAAGGCAGUACAGGGUUUAGGAGCUUAUCUGGCACGGGGCAACCUCAGUUUCAUCUGUGCACCUCCACUUCACAGGACACAAACAGCCCCACAUCCUUGGACCUUCAUCUUGAACGACUCACCCAGUUGGCCAAGAACCACUAGGAUUGUCUCCCGGACUUCCAGAGACCACUGGGAGGCCUGAUAGUAGUAAUAGUGAUGAUGCAUCAAUAAAUAAAAAAUAGUUAAGUGAGCAGUAUAUUAGCACUUUUCCUUACGGAACGUUGUUUCUAACUUAGGUGAGUUAGUUUGGCCAUUGUUGUAAUGGUGUUGGCUUUUAUGGUUGCGAUGUGCAAAGUUAUUGCACCUCCACUAAAAUGCCCAAGACCAGGCCAGAGCGAUAGUCCAGUGGGUAGGGCAUUUACCUUGCCCAAGGCCAGCCAGAGUUUGAUUCCCAGCAUCUCAUAUGGUUCCCCAGCACCACCAGGAGUAAUUCCUGAGUGCAGAGCCAGGAGUAACUCCUGAGCAUUGUCAGGUGUGACCCAAAACAACUAUAAAGUGCCCAACACCUCCAGCACUGUCCUGUUGUCACUUCUCACCCACCUCUCCCUCCCUCCUCACACAGCUUAGCCAUCUCAGCUCUGCAAGCCAAGACCAAGGGUUGGUAGGUUACUGCUCCUCAGUGACUCUACACAAUUGUCAAACCUUUUCCUAAGACUUUGACACCUUUCACAAACCAAUUGAAAUUUUACCUCUCUGACAUAAGAUACCAUUACAGAUUUCCUUUAUGUAGAGCAAUGUAACUUUUUUUUUAAUUAUUUAUUUUUAAUUAGUGAAUCAACAUGAGGGUACAGUUACAGUUUUAUACAUUUUUGUGCUCGUGUUUUCCCCAUACAAAGUUCAAGAACCCAUCCCUUCACCAGUGCCCAUUCCCUACCACCAGUAAACCCAGCAUCCCUCCCACCCUCCCCAGUCCCGUCUCCCCCCACCCCACACUGCCACUAUGGCAGGGUA
This is a messenger RNA of Sorex araneus (European shrew), 5840 nucleotides long. RefSeq names its product adaptor related protein complex 3 subunit beta 1 (gene AP3B1). Gene Ontology annotation, cellular component: membrane coat; AP-3 adaptor complex; clathrin adaptor complex. The coding region runs from base 171 to 3431 and encodes 1086 amino acids. Lineage: Eukaryota; Metazoa; Chordata; Mammalia; Eulipotyphla; Soricidae. The transcript is spliced from 27 exons. Gene Ontology annotation, biological process: anterograde synaptic vesicle transport; intracellular protein transport; vesicle-mediated transport. The record is from RefSeq and is a predicted model, not a curated record.